AUUUCGCUGUUAAAAAUUUUCCAACUCAUUCCUUCUUUGCUAAUCACUCCAAUCAGUGGAUGAAAAAUCACUUUUCCUGAAUUUCCGCGCUUUAAAUCGAAUUUUUAAUAGUUUAUCUAGUUUAGAAUGAUCGAUUAGUGGAAGAAGGAUAGUUGAAACAUCGUUGCAGUAAGUUUAGAAUCGAGAAAGUUACGCGAGUGCGGUUUUGAUUGAAGGUGAUUCCAGUGUUUUCAUUCCGGAUCCGGACGACUGCGGCGGAAAACAAUGGACGAUAACAUCCGAAAUCCUCUGGACACGAAGAUCAAUGCCCUCAUCGAGAAGGUGUUCCUGAUCACACUGAGCAAGGAUCCCCCGAAGGGUUCCCGGGCCGGGCAGCAGAUGGUGUUCAUGGAGGAAGUGGCCCAGGGCUGUGAGGAAUCGACUUUGCUCAAUCUGGAAGUGCUGGAACAGGCUUUGUUUGAAAGGAUUAUCCUGUUCAAUCCUUCGGACUACUUAAUCCCCAGCAAUGUGACCACAUCAGACACGGAAGACGUCGCCCAAACCAAGGUGCUGCUGUAUCUAUACGGAUGUUACGUGAGAAACUCGGAGGUGGCCAAUUUGAACGACUCCAUCGCGACGGACACUUCCCAGAAGAUGAAGGGACUGAUCCUCAGGAAUGCAUGCACAUCGUUGAAGCAGCCGGAUCUCUUCGAAGGUCAAAACUUGUCCAAUCAGAUACUGGAUAUUUUUAAGCUGGGCGAUGAAAACCAAAGCCUAAAGGAGCGCUUUAUUUCGGAAACGGUCAAGGAAGUGUUUGCCGAUUCCGAUUCGGAGCAGGAAGGGUUCGAAGCAUUGAGGGUCGUUUUCAAUCCAGCCUUUGUAGAGCUGGGGAGAUCGUUGAGAAGCGCUUCCCUCGUCAGCAUGGAGCGCUGGAUUAUGCCAUUCUUGCAGGUUUUCGUCAGCGAUAAGAGCACUCCUCAGCUGGGGCAUCUCUUUCUGGAUUUUACAAGUCCGGCUGCCGAUGCACAAGGUAUCAAAUAUUCCGAAUCGAUAUUGGGUCAACUGUUAUCUCUAUCGAUAAUGCCGCGCAACCACAACGGACCGUACGAGUUCUUCGACAAUCCGCUGAAUACGAAUCGAUCAGCGUACGAUAACCUUUCGUCGACACUUUGGAACUACACCAAACUUCAUCUGGAGGCGAUGCACACCUUCGUGAAGGGGUUUCUGCUGAUUGGAGGCGAAGUUCGAAGCAAAAUGUUGGAUUGGAUUGGAAAAUGCUUGCACGCCAAUGUUCCGCGAGGACAAAUCUGGAACACGCACCAGAUGCAAAGUAUCUUCGGGAAUAUGACCACGGCUCCCGAUUCAUUCAGCGUAAAUCUCGCCGGAGUGCUUCUGCGUUUGUGUCAACCGUUGUUGAAACCUCAGCUCAAAGUCAUGAUCGUAGACCCGACGUAUAGUUCUGUCAAGGAAUCGGACAAGAUUUCCAAAGGUGUUCACAUGAAGGAUACAGAGAAGGAAACCUGUCUGUUACCGGUGGAGGAGAACGAAGAACGCUUGGAAGCAGACAAAUACAACUUUGUGACGGAGUGUUUCUUCAUGACACACAAAGCUAUUGAUCUCGGCUUCAGGGUCUGCAUUGAGAAAUUCUUCCGGAUGAACCGGGAGCUUCAUCGGCUGCAGGGAGCCUAUCAAGAUGCGCUGGCGGGGGGAAUGUCCGGAGGAGCAGCAGAUGUAUCGAACAACAUAAUGAAUAUGUUGUCCAGCCAAACGCAGCGGUUCCUCUGCCUUCAGAACAUGCUUCGCGAGCCUACAACCGAUCAGUUGCUGUUGCAGUUUUAUGAAGCUUCAUCGAUUUGGUUGACCCAGGUGGCCGCCCGGGACGCAUCGAAGAUUGACGCCCUGGACAAAGCCAAGGGAUUUGCCCCUCAAACGGUGGACGAAGUAAAUUUACCCUCAAGUAACGCAAUUUCCAAGGUUUUAAAAUGCAUUCCUGAGUACAUAAUGGAAAACAUCGUAGGAUAUCUUCAAUUCUCACGACACUUCGAUAGCCAACCCCUUCGCGUAGACGUGGACGCUCAGAACAACAUUUUUACCAUGAUAUUGGUGUUCAUGGGUUCAUCUGAGCGCAUCCGGAAUCCGCAUCUUCGCGCCCGGCUUGCCGAAGGUCUCGAAAGUUUACUGCCCAAAGAGUCGGAAGGGUUCAACUUCAGCGCAGCGCUUUUCACCAGCCACGUUCAUCGUCUAGAAAUCAUCCCCAACCUGUUGCGGGUCUUUGUCAGCAUCGAAAUGACCGGCCAAAGUGUCCAGUUUGAGCAGAAGUUCAACUAUCGCCGUCCGAUGUACGCCAUCAUGGACUACCUCUGGAAGAUUGACGAACAGAAGCAAUGCUUCCGAACACUGGAACGGGAAGCAAUUCGAAACAUCGAAGCUGAAGAUCCUCCCAUAUUCUUGCGGUUCAUCAACCUUCUGAUCAACGAUGCCAUUUUUCUGCUCGAUGACUCGCUCAGCAACUUGCAACAGAUUCGACAACUACAGGCGGCAGAAGACGCUGGAGAAUGGGCCAGCCUUCCGGCAAACGAGCGACAACAGAACGUGGCCAAUCUAAGGCAUUUGGGGAUGCACGCGCGGUACGACAAUAUCCUCGGUAGAGACACCAUCAACAUUUUGCAAUUGCUCACCUCGGAAACGAAGGAAAUUUUCUGCCACUCUUCCAUGGUGGAUCGCGUGGCGGCAAUGCUAAACUACUUCCUACUGAAUCUGACCGGACCGAAGAAGGGCAACUUCAAGGUAAAGGACAAGCGAGAGUUCGAAUUCGAUCCGGCCAACACGGUACUGGAAAUUUGCCGCAUCUAUACCAACUUGCAGGAGUGCGAUGCUUUCUGUUUAGCAGUUUCGCAAGAUGGUCGAUCGUACAGUCCCAAGCUGUUCGAGUACGCGGAGCAGGUGUUGACUCGUAUUGGCGGCGGUCAGCUCAUUGGCGAAAUGCAGGAGUUCUCCACCCGUGUCCAACAUCUGGAAAAGCAACAGAAGAUCGACGAGGAAGCCCUACUAGACCCACCCGACGAGUUCCUGGAUCCGAUUAUGUCAUCGCUGAUGAUGGAUCCGGUCAUUUUGCCCAGCUCGAGAAUAACCGUCGAUCGGUCGACCAUCGCGCGGCAUCUGUUGUCCGAUCAGUCCGAUCCGUUCAAUCGAUCUCCGCUUACAAUGGAUCAAGUUAAACGGGACGUCGAGCUGAAGGCGAAAAUUGACGCCUGGGUCAAGGAAAAACGAGAAGAACACGCGGCCAAAAUGAGCAGUAGUGAGGAAGCGCCACCCGCAGCAGAGUAGACGAUGCAAGUCACUAGCCAUGUAAACGUAUAGCUAAGAUUGAGUAGAUGGUUUUCGAAGAGCUAUUUUUUGUACCACUAUUGUUUGUUCUUUCUGGAAUGUUUCUGGCCAGAGUUUUGUUUUGCAAUGUAUUGCUAGAAAAAUCGAAAUCGGCUUUCACUGGCAUGAAACGCGUGACACGUUAUAAGUGAGAAUUGUUUAUAAUUCUUAGAAAAUUUAUUUUUCCUAUCAGUUGUUUAGAGUGUCUAUGUAGCUUUGUACCGGGAUUAGAAUAUAUAUAUCUGAAAGACAUCUGUAGAGGUUUUAGAACGGCGAACAAUAUAAUUAUAAAUAAUUAUUCAACUAA
Molecule: messenger RNA, 3652 nt
Organism: Aedes aegypti (yellow fever mosquito)
Lineage: Eukaryota; Metazoa; Arthropoda; Insecta; Diptera; Culicidae
Gene: Ube4A
Product: ubiquitin conjugation factor E4 A
Exons: 4
Coding region: 265-3306 (1013 amino acids)
Biological process (GO): protein polyubiquitination
Cellular component (GO): cytoplasm; nucleus; ubiquitin ligase complex
Molecular function (GO): ubiquitin-ubiquitin ligase activity
Source: RefSeq, a predicted model, not a curated record